AUGCUCGACAUAGAAGACUUUGAGAGCGCCUUUCCUGACGGUGUCACGUAUUCCGAUGGUGUUGUGCAGGCGAUACAAGAGUUCCAACAUGCCCUCGGUGGAAAGACGUUCUUUGAACGGUUGCUGGUUUUGCUCAAGGUUCAGGGUAUCUCAAUUGGAUAUCAUGGCAGAAGAAAGCUCUACCCACCCAAAAACACCCAGCAGCUUCGUGACCUGCACGAGCGCAUCAUCAACGCCGAGACCUCUCUACACAACAAGCAUUGCUUGAUCUUCUACCUCCUCAAAGAUCUAUCGCCGCAACACCAUGGGCCGACUGAGCUUGCGACAAGCUUUGCGCGCGGUGUGCACCUUGAAACACGCUUCUGGACAUUCAUUGAAGGACUAUGGGCUCUCGAUCAUCUGGAAUUUAGGACUGCGGUCGGACACCUCACACACCCGAGCAUCAUACCGACGUUCCCCGAUGAGAUUAUGCUCACACUCCUCAAGGGCCGCGAAAAGCUAGGCAGUGUGGGUGUGCAGAAGUCCCCCGAAGACGACAUCCUGCCGCUAGCAUACUACAACUGCGUCAAGCCGCCGCUAGAGGACCAGAAAGUCCGCAACGAGUUCGCGAAAUACCUCUCAUUGCGCAACGUCACCGAGACAUACCACUGGAUCCGGGAUCGACCAGAGUACGAGCACAAGCCACUGCUUGAGAUAUUGAUGGAACAGACGCUGGAGCGCAGCAACUGGUCAGGCGUUGGCGAGAAGGACUCAUACCCGCGCUCAGACAAGGCGGUGGAGUUUGUCAGCUUGCCGUUCAAUGAAGACGAGGAGGCUUUUGUUGAGAAGUUCUUAACCGAGGGCAAGGGCCGGAAUUUCCAGGGUGCGCAGGAUACAGUGCUGAUGCGGAGGGUUGCCAUGGGCAGGUUGGCUGAUGUUGCAAAUGACCAUGAUACGCGCGGAAGGAGAGUCGAUGGCGUUACGUGGGACUUGCUUAAAGACGGUGUUAGCCAUGGUCUAGGUCCGAGGAAGGACGAGGAGAGCUUCGUGGUUUGA
This is a messenger RNA of Parastagonospora nodorum SN15, 1035 nucleotides long. RefSeq lists its product as hypothetical. The coding region runs from base 1 to 1035 and encodes 344 amino acids. Lineage: Eukaryota; Fungi; Ascomycota; Dothideomycetes; Pleosporales; Phaeosphaeriaceae. The transcript is spliced from 2 exons. The record is from RefSeq and is a predicted model, not a curated record.